Myzus persicae (green peach aphid) is the source of this 646-nucleotide messenger RNA. RefSeq lists its product as uncharacterized. NCBI's taxonomy places the organism in Eukaryota, Metazoa, Arthropoda, Insecta, Hemiptera, Aphididae. Gene Ontology annotation, biological process: positive regulation of autophagy; negative regulation of retrograde protein transport, ER to cytosol; negative regulation of VCP-NPL4-UFD1 AAA ATPase complex assembly. The record is from RefSeq and is a predicted model, not a curated record. Gene Ontology annotation, cellular component: endoplasmic reticulum membrane. The coding region runs from base 315 to 566 and encodes 83 amino acids. The transcript has 4 exons.
CGACUGUUGGCGUGGCACGCAAGCUUAUUUGAACUUUUUAUUUUUGAUUAUGCCGUAUUUAUUUCCAAACCAUCCUUUAUCCUUACAACUUUUUUGCAUAUUUAUUAUAUUCUGUACAAAAUAAUAUUGAUGUUUCACAUCUGCCAGGCAUCCCGAAGCCAAUCACUAAUAUUUUAUUUAGAGGACGUCGCAUCCGUGUGUGUUUACACAUAUACGACACAGAAAAUAGUCGUUCUCCAGUUUCAAAUGUUUCAAUGGUGUGCUGGUAGUUUUAAUAUUGACCAGUUACCGUUUAUACAAUUUAAAGUAUAACCAUGGGUUGGAAUAUUUACAAAUUAUUGUGUUGCUGUGGCAGUUCCAAUGAAUCAACUAGAGUAGAUUUGGCAAUUGUCCGAGAACAACAAGCUGCAGCUGCUGAAAAACGUUUAAGAGAACAAGAAAGCCGAGGUAUAAAGAAUCCAGAUCGUGUCAAACGCAUGCAACGAGAACAACAAAAACGUGAUGAAGAAGCUAGUAAAACUGCUAAUAUGGGGACGAGUACUGGAUUAAAGUGGCAAGUCAGUUAAUUAUCCAAAGUAUUGAAGUUAAAACUCCCAUCAACUAAAUAUGUAUUUAUUUUUAAUUAAUUAAAUUAUAUUUUUAAAUA